This is a messenger RNA of Protopterus annectens (West African lungfish), 2406 nucleotides long. Its product is annotated as extracellular calcium-sensing receptor-like. Gene Ontology annotation, biological process: G protein-coupled receptor signaling pathway. Bases 1 to 2406 code for a protein of 801 amino acids. The record is from RefSeq and is a predicted model, not a curated record. Lineage: Eukaryota; Metazoa; Chordata; Ceratodontiformes; Protopteridae. The transcript has 5 exons. Gene Ontology annotation, molecular function: G protein-coupled receptor activity. Gene Ontology annotation, cellular component: membrane.
AUGCGCAGGUUUCGUGUCAGAGCUUACCGUUUUGUGCGAGUUAUUAUUUUUGCCCUGGAAGAGAUUAACAAGAAUUUCAAACAGUUUCAUAAUGCCACACUGGGAUUCAGGAUUUAUGAUAGUUGUUUUUCAACAUGGAGGGCGAUGGGAAGUACGAUGCAGUUGUUGUCGGGAAAUAAGCAACCGUUCCCUAAUUACAAGUGUCAGUCACGUUUUGCUUUACCAGCUCUUAUUGGAGAUGAAGCAACUGUGUCUGUUGAACCCAUGGCAAUGCUACUAGGAAUCUACAAGUUUCCUCAGAUCAGUUAUGCUGUGACCUACAACCUCCUUAGUGACAAACAACAAUUUCCCUCUUUUUUGCGGACAGUACCCAAGGAAGAAUUCCAAGCCUUAGCAAUGUCAAGACUGUUACUUCACUUUGGCUGGCAUUGGGUAGGAAUAAUUGGUUCUGAUAAUAUUUACUUUCAACAGCCAAAUGAGUGGUUGAAGUCUGAGAUUUUUAAGACUGGAGGCUGCAUAAAUAUUUUUGAACUUAUCCCUGCAAAUUCCUAUGGAGAAAAAAUCAGAAAGGUUGUGGAAAUGAUAAAGCAUUCAUCUGCCAAGGUAAUUAUAAUUUAUACCCGAUUAGUCCAUGCUAUUGCUUUAAUGGAAGAGGUGUCCAUGCAAAAUAUCACUGGAAAGGUCUGGAUAGGAGGAACUAGUUGGUUUAUGUCGCCAGAUGUACCUAAAAAUAUUAUGAGACCAUUAAAUGGCAGCAUAGGAUUCAUGCUGCAAAAAGGCAAAAUACUUGACUUCAAAGAGUUUCUUUACAGUUUUCAUCCCUCAACUUCUCCUGAUGACAUUUUUAUAAAACUGUUCUGGGAAACAGCAUUUGGUUGUAAGUGGGUCUUUUCAGAUAGCCAAAUAUCGUUAAAUGAAACAAUGUGGAAAACUAUUACACCUUGCACUGGAAAUGAAAGGUUACAGGACAUUGAUUCAACUUUGUAUGAUGUGAAUAAUUUCAGAUUUACAUAUGCUGUGUAUAAUGCAGUUUAUGCAGUGGCAAAUGCUUUGUAUAACAUGCUGUCAUGCAGAACCAUUAGUGGUCCCUUUUAUAAUGGGAGUUGUGCUGAACGAUCUGCUUUCAAACCCUGGCAGCUCCUUCAUUAUCUGAAGAAUGUUCGGUUUAAAAAUCCUGGCGGAGAAGAGAUAUAUUUUGAUCAGAGUGGUGACCCACCAGCAAGGUAUGAUAUUCUUAACUGGCAAAUUUCUUCAGAUGGAACCAACAACUAUGUCAAAGUGGGACAUUUUGAUAAUACCGCAGCUGAAGCAUUAAAAAUGGUCAUUAAUGACACAACAAUUCAGUGGAGCUCAGCAUUUUCUCAGACUCCUACAUCUGUGUGCAGCCAAAGUUGUCCUCCAGGGUUUUGGAAAGCAGUUCGGCAAGGAGAGCCCAUCUGUUGUUUUGACUGCAUACCUUGCUCCAAAGGCGAGAUCAGUAAUCACACUGAUGUCACUGAGUGCACAAGAUGUUCAGAUGACCAAUGGCCUGACAGCAGAAAGGAAAAAUGCAUACCAAAAAUAAUAGAGUUCUUGUCCUAUGAAGACCCUCUUGGGAUGGCUUUAGCAGGAAUUCCAAUUUUUUUCUCUAUAACAACUGUGUUCAUACUGACUAUCUUUGUUAAAAAACGAGACACCCCAAUAGUGAAAGCAAACAAUCGUGAACUGAGUUACCUUCUCUUGCUGGCACUUAUAUUGUGUUUUCUUUGUUCGUUGGUAUUUAUUGGAAAACCUACGGCAUUCACAUGUAUGGUCCGACAACCAGCCUUUGGAAUAAUAUUUUCUGUUUGUGUGUCUUCCAUACUAGCAAAAACAAUUACAGUUGUAAUUGCUUUCAAUGCAACAAAUCCCAACAGCAAGUUAAGGAAAUGGGUGGGAUCCAAGGCACCAGUGUUUAUUGUCCUUGCGUGUUCACUUUCACAAACUCUCAUAUGUUUCUACUGGGUCCUUGUUCAUCCCUCUUUUCCACAGAGCAAUGUAAAUUCUCAAGAGGGGAAACUUAUAAUAGAAUGCAAUGAAGGGUCACUUGUUAUGUUUUAUUGUAUGUUGGCUUAUCUGGGCUGCUUUGCAUGUGUGAGUUUCACUGUGGCAUUCUUUGCAAGAAAAUUGCCAGAUAGUUUUAAUGAAGCCAGAAAUAUCACAUUCAGUAUGCUUGUUUUUGUCAGUGUUUGGUUAUCUUUCAUACCGGCUUACCUAAGUACUCAAGGAAAAUACAUGGCUGCUGUGGAAAUAUUUGCAAUCUUGGCUUCCAGUGCAGGACUCCUUGGCUGUAUAUUUUUUCCCAAGUGUUUUAUUAUUAUCUGUAGGCCUGGGCAAAACACAAGGGAGCAUAUGACAGGAAAAACUCAGAAAGUAGCAAGAACUUAA